Messenger RNA from Harpegnathos saltator (Jerdon's jumping ant), 3431 nucleotides. Its product is annotated as odorant receptor 46a. Gene Ontology annotation, molecular function: odorant binding; olfactory receptor activity. Lineage: Eukaryota; Metazoa; Arthropoda; Insecta; Hymenoptera; Formicidae. The transcript is spliced from 5 exons. Bases 1191 to 2357 code for a protein of 388 amino acids. The record is from RefSeq and is a predicted model, not a curated record. Gene Ontology annotation, biological process: detection of chemical stimulus involved in sensory perception of smell; sensory perception of smell. Gene Ontology annotation, cellular component: plasma membrane.
GGGGGAUAAUUAUUAGUCAUUCUCAAACGCAUUUUCCCAAUUUUAAAGACUUACCGAUGGAAGACUAACAGAUAAAUCGACUUGAAAUUUUCGCAUACAAUACUUUAACUUAUAUACUUGAUACCAGUAUACUUCAUCAGGCGAAAAUCUGAAACUGAUCUUUGGCCAGUUUUCCGGGCCUUCUGGCCCACAGUGGAUUGAAACGAAUCGGCACACUCGCGAGAAAAACAGACGGAAAGCGAGAAGCUUGAGUCUCGACUCGCUCGCGACAAAGCAGCAGUGAUUUCGGCUGAGGACAGAAAUGAAAAUCGAAAUCCGUGAUGGGCAAAAUUUUUCGCGUGUUCCACAGUUGACACAUUUUCUCCCGACGUUCUCAGGUUCCGCUUGACAAGGGGACACGCGUGCGGAGACACUAAACCUGAAGAGGACACCUCCGGCGUUGCGCACUGCACAUUGUUCUCUCUGCCUGCCGUGUCGUAUCGCGGCGCACGGAAAAUUUCAGUCCCGUGAGAGAAGCACAAUUUAGCGAUAAAUCGAAUUGCAGGCGACGCGACAUGAGAAUCCAUAAACAUUCCAUCGGACGGCAACGCGACGACGCGGUAUAUCUCGCGUGCAACGGCGGCCGUUGAACGCUGCAAAUAAAGCGAUGCUGCAGUAUUUAUGAGCGGCACGAGGGAAGCUUCGUUGGAGAAAGGUAACCCUGAUGAAUAAUAUCCACCGGCAGCGGAGUGUAACAGAGACGACUCCGUUUCGUUAAUAACCGUCAUUAAUGAUAUAGCUACAAAAUGCCGUUGGAACUCGCAGACAGCAUCGUAGUUCGCGCGCCGCGCUAUCGUCUAUGUUUGUUCUGUCUCUCCGCCGGUUUCUCCGCGAUACAGAGAACAAGUUACAUUCCCGAAUCGUUUGCGGAUCACGCGACGGGCCACGUUUCUUUUCCCUUCUUUAUACCGGCGUUUUCAUUGCCAAGCCGAAUUCACUUUACACAAUUACGUAGAAAAAGAAAAAAUAAAACCCGAUGCCAAAUGCGACACCCGCGCGUCGCCCGAGCUCGAUUCGUCUUAAGACCGACCAAGACCGCUCGCGAUAAUUAAUCACGAUAAUUAAUCGCCUCGUCUGAGCGUCGUGAGAGGUAAGGAAGCGCCGCGAGAAUACGAUGCCCUGAUAAAAUCCGCGGUCGCGCGAUCGUCAGUAUGGAGCUGCUUGCGUUGAAUUUUUUCAUAUAUACCAUGGGCGGUAUAUGGCGGCCGGUCGAGUGGACGUCGGGCUGUGCCAAGCUGUUGUACAGCGUGUUCAGCUUCUGCACGAUAGUCCCAAUGUACUUGUUCAUGCUGACCCAAUUCAUGGAUCUCGUUCUCGUGGUCGAUAACGUGGACGACUUCAUCACGAAUUCCCUCAUGUUUAUGACCAUCGUCGCUGUUUGCUGCAAGGCGACGAUCGCGAUGUUACGUCGCGAUGUGAUCAUCGACCUGGUGCAGACGUUGUCGCGGGAGCCGUGCAAGCCUCAGGACGCGGACGAGGUGGCGAUACAGACGAAGUUCGACGAGUUCAUCAGGUCGUGCUCGAUCAAGUACUCGAUUCUGGCCACUAGCUCCCUUACGUGCGUUACCAUCAGAUCGGUGCUAAACGCUAUGCAGGGUAUCUUGCCUUACAGAGCGUGGCUGCCGUAUGACUCUACUUUAUCCUUGGCCUUCUGGAUCACGUCGAUUCAGCAGAUGAUCUCUUUGGUCUUCGCCACCAUCAUCAGCGUCGGCACCGAGACCGUCGUGUGCGGCCUGUUUCUGCAAACGUGCGCGCAACUCGAGAUCUUCGAAAGGCGUUUGCACAAACUGGUGAUCGGCAGAACGGUUGAGAAAGCCGCCAACGGGCAAAGGGGAUGGUAUUCGGCCGAUCCGCAGCUUCAUGACAAGAGGAUGAUUUCGGGCAACAUACGUCAUCACCUUGGUAUUUACGAGUACGCCAAAGCGGUGAACAGCGCGUUCAACCAGAUACUCUUCGUUCAAUUCUUCUGUAGUAUAUUGCUACUGUGCACCAGUGUGUAUUACUUGUCAUCUCACAUUACGGAAUUCGCGACUGCUACGUUGGUAAUAUACACCAUUGGCAUGUUUGUGCAAAUUUAUGUCUAUUGCUGGUCCGGAAACGAAGUCAUACUUAAGAGUACGAAUGUAGGAGACGCGAUAUACCACACGGACUGGCCUCUGCUGACGAUCAGCGAGAAGAAAGAUCUGCUGAUGAUUAUGAGACGUAGUACAAUUCCUAUCAAAUUCACCAGUAGUUUCCUCAUAACCCUGUCUCUGCAGUCUUACAGUAACAUUCUGAAAACGUCGUACUCGGCGUUUAACGUGCUGCAACAGUCGUGAGGUGGAAACAGUCGAGAAUAAUCGCGUAAUCGCGCCCGGAAGUAAUGACAACGAUAACAGCGCUGUAGCAUAUAUGUGUACAAUAAUAGCGGUUACGUAGACGUAAAAAUCCCCGCCAGCGUGCUUGCAUUGUUCCCCACGUCCGAAUCACGCGAUUGCAACAAAUCGGCACACUCGCGAGAAAAACAGACGGAAAGCGAACAGCCUGAAUCCCCCGACUCACUUGCGCCAAAGUAGCUGUGAUUUCGGCUGAGGACAGAAAUGAAAAUUGAAAUCCGCUCCGUGAUGGGCAAAAGUUCGCGCGUGUUCGACAGUUGACACAUUUUCUCCCGACGUUCUGUCGUUCCGCUCGACAAGGGGACACGUGUGCAGAGACAUUAAACCUGAAGAAAACACCUCCGGGGUUGCGCAGUGCACAUUGUCCCCUCCCCCUGACCGCGUCGUAUCGAAGGGCACGGAGAACUUCACUCUCGUGAGAGAAGCACAAUUUAGCGAGAAAUCCAAUUGUCGGCGACGCGACGUGAGAAUACAUAAACAUUCCAUCGGACGGCAAGGCGACGACGCGGUAUAUCUCGCGUAAGAUGGCAGCUGCUAAGCGCUGCGAAUAAAGUGAUGCAGUAUUUAUGAGCGGCACGAGGGAAACUUCGCUGGAGAAAGGUAAUCCUGAAGAAUAAUGUCCACCGGCAGCGGAGUGUUCCAGCGUAACAGAGACAACUGCGUUUCGUUAAUGACCGUCAUUAAUGAUAUAGCCACAAAAUGCCGUUGGAACUCGCAGAGAGCAUCGUAGUUCGCGCCGCGCAAUCGUCUAUGUUCGUUCUGUCCCUCCGCCGGUUUCUCCGCGAUAUCGAGGAAAAGUUACAUUCCUGAAUCGCUUACGGAUCACGCGCCAGCGCACGUUCGUUUUCUUUUCUGUAUACCGACGUUCUCAUUGCCAAACCAAAUUCGUUUCACACAAUUACGUAAAAGGAGAGAAAAUAAAAUCCGGCGCCAAAUGUGACAUGCGCGCGUCGCUCAUGUCAUUCGUCUUGAGGCCGACCGAGACCGCUCGCGAUAAUUAAUCACGGUAAUUAACCG